Messenger RNA from Mauremys reevesii (Reeves's turtle), 3580 nucleotides. It is a transcript of the gene TDG, whose product is annotated as thymine DNA glycosylase. Gene Ontology annotation, cellular component: nucleus. Lineage: Eukaryota; Metazoa; Chordata; Testudines; Geoemydidae. Gene Ontology annotation, molecular function: mismatch base pair DNA N-glycosylase activity. Gene Ontology annotation, biological process: base-excision repair, AP site formation. The record is from RefSeq and is a predicted model, not a curated record. The transcript has 10 exons. The coding region runs from base 95 to 1399 and encodes 434 amino acids.
CAUGUGACUCAGGGCAGUCACGUCAUCUCUCAGGUGACUCUAGCAUCUGCUACGGAACUACGUGCAUUGCCAGUCUGUCCUCGCUUCCCCGCAAAUGGGAGAUCGCCCUAGGGAGCCGCUGCUGCAAGGCCCCCUUCCACACUGGCUGGGGAGAGAGGAUGCUGCGGUGAUUAGGGAGGCACCCUCACUGGUCCCGUGUUUGGCUCCAUAUUAUUCUCCUCUUCAGCAAGCUCAAGCAUUUUAUACAUUUCCGUUCCAUCAAAUGAUGACUACAGCUCCUAACAUGGAAAUUAUGAAUGAACAACAGACUGUAGAGGGCAUUUCAGAUACAAACUUUGCUCAAGAACCUAUUCAAGAAGUUACAAAGGGAAGGAAGAGAAAAACCAAAUCAGCAGAGCCAAAAAAACCAGCUGCUAAGGCAGCUAAAUCAACUAAAUCAAAAGGCAAACAAGAAAAGAUCACAGAUACAUUCAAAGUCAAAAGAAAAGUGGACCGUUUUAAUGGUGUGUCUGAAGCUGAACUUUUGACCAAGACUCUUCCUGAUAUUUUGACCUUCAAUCUGGAUAUUGUAAUUAUUGGCAUAAACCCGGGUUUAAUGGCAGCGUACAAAGGGCAUCAUUACCCUGGACCUGGAAACCACUUUUGGAAGUGUCUCUUUUUGUCUGGGCUGAGUGAGGAACAAUUGAACCAUAUGGAUGACCACACUUUACCACAAAAAUAUGGUAUUGGAUUUACAAACAUGGUGGAAAGAACAACACCAGGUAGCAAAGACCUCUCCAGCAAAGAAUUUCGAGAAGGAGGACGAAUUCUGAUGCAGAAAUUACAAAAGUAUAAACCUCGCAUAGCAGCUUUUAAUGGAAAAUGUAUUUAUGACAUUUUUAGUAAAGAAGUUUUUGGAGUAAAGGUUAAAAAAUUGGAAUUUGGAUUACAGCCCCACAAAGUCCCAGACACAGAAACUCUCUGCUAUGUUAUGCCAUCAUCCAGCGCAAGAUGUGCUCAGUUUCCACGUGCACAGGAUAAAGUUCAUUAUUACAUAAAGCUUAAAGAUUUAAGGGAUCAACUGAAAGGCAUCACGUCAAACACAGAGGUGCAGGAGGUGCAGUAUACGUUUGACUUACAGCUUGCACAAGAGGAUGCUAAAAAGAUGGCAGUUAAAGAAGAAAAAUAUGAUCCAGGUUACGAAGCAGCGUAUGGUGGUGCAUAUAGUGAGAAAACCCCCUAUGAGCAUGAACAGUGUAACUUCGCUUCAAAUGGAACAGAAGCGAACAAUCUAGGCUACAGUGGGGGGUCAUCCUUUGGUGAUAUUCCUAAUGGACAGUGGAUGAUGCAGUCCUUCACGGACCAGAUUCCAGAAUUCAGUAACCGUGGGGCACAAGAGCAAGAAGAAAGCAGUGUGUAAAAGCUGCCUCUUGGGCAGCUCUGCAUAAAUGCUGCAGUUUUAAUGCAGUUAUCAAGAAUGGUACCUCAGUUCUCUAACUGAAGCAUUUUAAUAGUAUUUUACCUGUUAUUUUAUUAUAGUCCAAACCAAUUGUGUGGUAGAUUUAAUCCUAUGAAGUUGGUAAUUUUUAAGGAAAUGUCCAACAUUUUAAAAGAAAAAAAAAUAAAGGUAGCCCUUUUUGUAUAUGAGUUUUAUAUUUAACUUACACCAUUUCUUGCAGUUUAUGAUAAACUGCUUUCUCGUAUGUGAAGACUGAUUUCUUUUGGGGUUACUUUAAUUCUGUAAUUUGUAGUGCAGUAGUCUGUGGAAUUAUACUUUUUACUGAUUCCUUCUUAUGGGGGGAUAUUUCAUAAGCCUUUUAUAUGCAGAGAGAGGAAAAUGGGAACAUGAAAGCCACUUGCUGAUUAGGAUUACCACUGCUGCUUGACAGUGUAGCCCUGCUCUCACAGGGAAUAGGGUUUUUUAAAGUCAGUGUAGUUACAUGAAUUGUGCAUUUUCAAGGCCUGCCUUCUGUUCUCUGCCAUGAGUGAGAGUUUCCCACUUUGCUUUCCAAGCUCCAGCUCCAUUCAGCUCAUUUGCCAUUUGGCACCUGGAGUUCUAAGAAACUUGAGACCUCAUCUCCCCCACCUUGUAAAGGGGGGAGGAGAAUCCAGUUUGUUGAGCGGGGGCAGGGCUUGAAGACUCCUGCUUAGUUGUCUUGUAAUAAGGCUGCCUAGUAUCAACUUCGCCCUCAAAGAAAUAAGGUAGAGCCUGCUGGGAUCUGUGGAGCUGAAGUGCCCUUCCUCUCCUCCAUGGCUGGUCUAUGACUUCCCACUUGGUUUACACUGAGCAGCUCCUUAUAGUGCAGCAAUAGCACUAAAUGGGGGGAGAGAGAAUACCUCAGUACUGGCCAGUUUAGAGAGCAUCCUUGCAGAAAAUGGGGAGGCCAUGCUCCCUGGAAAAUCUAAGAUUUGCACAUGUCACCAAAAGGGAAAACUGGCAUGGGGUUGGAACAGGACUGAGGAUAAUUCUUAAGAUGUUCUGUUCCUUUCCAAAAUAGGAAGGAAUUGAGAACUAUCUCUACGAGUUUAGGGGGAUUUCUCCUCUUGGCUCCUCCCAAAAAAUAAUUUAUGGUAUGAAGUUAAAACCAUGGGCAGCUGGUAUGUGAAUAUAAAGUCAACCCUGGAAAAUACAGUCUUCUAAAGUACUUAAAUAGUUUGUGUUUCUAGACAAACUUUGACUUAUGUGGCCAAUAUAAUAUUCAGGGAGUGAAAUGAGUUUUCCAUGCUUCGGUAUAAAAUAUCACUCUUUCUCUUUUGAAUAGAAAAGGGAAGAUAUGGCUUGAAGUAAAAGCAAUAAGCUGAUCAAAACAUUUAAUGUUUUGGUGAUCUUAUGAGAGUAGGUGCUUUGUAUACUUGAAAUAUGCACAAACUGUAUCUUCUUAAUCCAAACUGGUCAGAUAUUACACUUCCAGAGAUUUUAUCCUUUCUUCCACACUUUGGCAGUUGCCAUCAUGGAUUGAGUGGAUCCAGGUGAUAUAGAACCUAAGCCUGCUAAUAACUUUGGAUCUCACACACACAGGAAGCACACUGCCAGCUCAGUGGGAGGCAGGCAUGAUGUUUACAGUUCUCUUCCCUAGUUGUUUGUCUUAAUCCUAAGAGAACUUUUUAAAUCAAGACAAAAUGUGCAUUGUGGUUCUGAUCAUGUUUGUGAGCCUCAGUGUAAAGCUGUUCAUUAUAUGGUCAAAGAUGUAUGGAAAUUGUUCGUUCGUUAUUUAAAAUGUACUGUAUCAUGUAUCACUGUUUACAUGGACAUGUUCCUGCAGGUGCUCAAAAGUGCCUUGCAUCAGGGAUUUGUAACAAUUCAAUUUAUUUUUCAACAAAAGUAUGUGAAGCAUGUAACUACUAUUGCUGAGUAGACAGUGCAAUAGUACAUAACUUCUGUAAAGGUGUUUUUUUUAAUUUGAAGGGACAGUUCUGUUCUUUGGCAGAGGCUCCUACUAGAUUAUGUAGGUAUAAAGUAGAGUUAAAUGUACAAUGAGCGUUUUCAUUAAAUAUGGCAAGUAACGUGUGCAUUCUCUCUAAUUGGUGCUGUAACAGAGGUUUUAAACCCAUCUUGAAAAUCUAAUGAUGUUUCACAAUAAAAUCAGGAAUUGUAUUGGAA